Molecule: messenger RNA, 1272 nt
Organism: Salarias fasciatus (jewelled blenny)
Lineage: Eukaryota; Metazoa; Chordata; Actinopteri; Blenniiformes; Blenniidae
Gene: dnajc12
Product: DnaJ (Hsp40) homolog, subfamily C, member 12
Exons: 5
Coding region: 115-627 (170 amino acids)
Cellular component (GO): cytoplasm
Source: RefSeq, a predicted model, not a curated record
AGCGAGCUGGAGCGCAGCAGCGACCCGGGACUGGACAGCUGUGAUCCGGCUGGCAGCCUGACGAAGCUCCGCUGAAGCAAAACAUCAUCCGCGGCUCUCAGACGGGUUUUUUUUAUGGAGGCUGUUCUCAGCUACAAGCCGGAGGACUUGGAGGAUUACUACGGGUUGCUGGGCUGCGAUGAACUCUCGUCGACUGAACAGAUUCUUAAUGAAUACAAGAUCCGAGCCUUGACAUGUCAUCCAGACAAACACCAGGACAACCCAAGAGCAGUUGCAGAUUUUCAAAAGCUGCAGGAAGCCAAAGAAGUUUUAUGCGACGAAGGCAAAAGGAAAAACUACGACUUGUGGAAAAGAAGCAGAGUUGCGAUGACGUUUCGUGACUGGCAGGGGCUGAAAGACUCUGUCAAAAUGUCGAUGCACUGGGCUGUGAGGGAUAAGAAGGAGCCCAUGUUGGAGAGCUCUCAGCCAGAAGUCCCGGUCGGCCCGCAGGCAGAGGAUCGGACCUGCGCACAGGAAGCCUCGUGUGAAGGAGCGGCGCCUUCAGGCGACUACUGCCACCGACGUUUCCGCUGGGCGGCCGACUCCCCGUCCAGCCUCCUGCAGAAGUUCCGGAAUUAUGAAAUCUAGAGUUCAGUAAAGAGAUGGACAACGUUUCAAAGUGUGUGAUUUGUUGCUGUUACGAGUUUUCAUUAUAGAGGCUUUCUUGUUAAAUGUCCAGGACGAAGUGUGUAAGACUUUGCCAAACUUAAAGUAGCAGUUAUGUGUUUCAUUAUGUGACGUAUUCAUCCUGCUCUUACUUGAUGCUGCUUUCUUUUCGAUGCACAGCACAAAUAACAUCUAUGUGACCAUGUCUGAUAACAGAUCUGAUACUGGAGAUGAUUUAAAGGUGAAACAUGCUUGUUCGCUCUGCUCAUGAGGGCCACACAAGAUAAAAUUGCCAAGAUCAUUACUGUACCCCAAUUUAAAGACCAUUCAGUUCACAGUUUCCGUUUGGCUUCGCUGUAGCUGAAUCUCUCUUGAUGCCUUUGUUAGCUUUGUUUUUUGUGACCAAAGAACCCAGUAAACGACAACGUUUUGCUGUACUUGUGUGAUUAAUUUACCAGUUUUGAAUUAUGUGUCAUGUAAUAUUAAACUGUAAGUGGGUUUCAGGGUCAGGAAUUGGAUUUGUUUCUCACUGUUCAGUGACUGGUGUUUCUUCGAUUUGAUUUGUGACUUGUUAGUGGUAUAAUAGGUGACUUCAUGAAAACAGUUAUGACUGAAUAAAGAAUCCUC